AUGAUUCAGCAGAACUCUAUUUGCAUGUCUCAACAAAUAAGCUACCUCAUAGACCUGCUGGCCAAGGAGAGUGCCAACCUUAGUACAGAGUAUCACUGGAGGAUCCAACUGAGCCAAGAGUUGGAGGAGCACAAACAAGAGCUGGUUCGACAGAAAAAGCUGAAGGAAAUGUUCAUUAACAGAGGAAAGGAAACAAAGCAAGAGCUGGAGCAGUUACAAAAGUACAGCAAUGCAGAAGCCCUCAGCGCCACAAAGAUUGCCUCUCAGGUAAACAACACUAUCAAGAGGAAGAAGAAAAAAGAUCUUCAGAAAGAUUACGAGGAGCUGAAGGUGGCAUACAUCAUCAACCAGGAGAAGUUUAACAAUGAGGUUCAGUUGGAGAAGGAUAAAAACAAUAUUCUCCAAGAAGAGAUGGAGAAGCUCAUAGCGUCCUUUGAUGAAUUCUACCAAAGUCAUGCAACCAAUCAGGAGAAGUUCAACACCGAGCUCCAGGAGGAGAAGAAGAAUAACGCUCUUCAACAAGAAGUGGAGAUGCUCAGAGCUUCUGAUUCUGAGGUCUGCCAACGUCAUGCAACCAGACAUGAGAAUUUAAACACUGAGCUUCAGGAGGAAAAGACGAAGAACAACUCUCUCCAAGAAGUGCUGGAGAAGCUCAAAGUUUCUUACCAGUAUAUGAGCGAAAGCUAUGAAGUUGAUGUUCUCAAUGCCGGACUGCAGGCGGACCACUUCCUGCAUGAGCUUGCGACGCAAAUAAGGUUCCAUGAUGAUAGAGUGUCACAGGAUGAGCUCCUUAUGAAAAACCUGAAGGAUGAGCAGGACUCUCUCCGUCGUCAGAUGGAAGAAAUAAGACUCAUGCAGCAAAACGCUUCUGAGCAGGAAGCCAUUUUGCAGCAAGGGAUGGAGGAGCUCAAAAAUCAGUUCUAUACUGAGUUCUGUGGAGAGAGUCAAGGGGAGGAGAAGAAGAAGAAGAGCGAUAUCCAGGAAGAGCUGGAGAAUCUGGAAGCUUCUUAUCACGAGGUCUGCCAAAGUCAUACAAACAACCAGGAGAAGUUAAACCCAGAGCUCCAGGAGGAGAAGAAGAAGAAGAACGAUAUCCAAGACGAGCUGGAGAAGCUCAAAGCUUCUUAUCACGAGGAGAAGUUCAACACCGAUCUCCAGGAGGAGAAGGUGAAGAAGAACAUUCUCAUAGAGGAACUGGAGACGCUAAAAGCUUCUUAUCAUGAGGUCUGCCAAAGUGAUGCACACAACCAGGAGAAGUUAUACAGCGAGCUACAGGAGGAAAAGAAGAAGAACGUUCUCCAAGAAGAGCUGGAGAAGCUCAAAGCUUCUCUUCACGAGGAGAAGUUCAACAGCAAGCUCGAGGAGGAGAAGAAGAAGAAGAACUAUCUCCAGGAAGAGCUUGAGAAAGUCAAAGCUUUUUAUCACGAGGUCUGUCAAAGUCAUACAAUCAACCAGGAGAAUUUCAACAGCAACCUCCAGGAGGAGAAAAAGAACAAGAGCCAUCUCCAAGAAGAGCUGCAGAUUCUCAAACUCCAGGAGGAGAAGAAGAAGGUGAACGAUCUUCAAGAAGAGCUGGAACCGCUCAAAGCUUCUUAUAAUGAGGUCUGUCAAAGUCAUACAACCAACCAGGAGAAGUUGAAAACCGAGCUCCAGGAGGAAAAUAAGAAGAUGACCGAUCUCCAAGAAGAGCUGCAGAAGCUCAAAGCUUCUUAUCACAAGGUCUACGAAAGUCAUACAACCAACCAAGAGGAGCUCAACAGCAAUCUUGAGGAGGAGAAGAUGAAGACGAACAUUCUUACAGAAGAGCUGGAGAUGCUUAAAGCUUCUUAUCACGAGGUCUGUCAAAGUCAUACAACGACCCAGGAGAAUUUCAACACCAAGCUCCAGGAGGAGAAGAGGGAGAAUAACAUUCUCCAAGAAGAGCUGAAAUAUCUCAAAGCUUCUCACAACGAGGUCUGCCAAAGUCAUACAACCACCCAGGAGAAGUUCAACAGCGAGCUCGAGGAGGAGAAGAUGAAGAAGAACUAUCUCCAAGAAGAGCUGGAGAAAGUCAAAGCUUUUCAUCACGAGGUCUGCCAAAGUCAUACAACCAACCACGAGAAGUUGAAAACAGAGCUCGAGGAGGAGAAGAAGAAGAUGAACAAUCUCCAAGAAGAGCUGGAACAGCUCAAAGCUUCUUAUAAUGAGGUUUGUCAAAGUCAUUCAACCAACCAGGAGAAUUUCAAAAGUGAGCUCCAGGAGGAGAAGAAGAACAAGAACGUUCUCCAAGAAGAGCUGGAAAAAGUCAAAGCUUUUUAUCACGAGGUCUGUCAAAGUCAUACAAGCAACCAGGAGAAAAUGAAAACCGAGCUCCAGGAGGAGAAGAAGAAGAUGAACGAUCUCCAAGAAGAGCUGGCAAAUCUCAAAGCUUCUUAUAAUGAGGUCUGUCAAAGUCAAACAACCAACCAGGAGAAUUUCAACACUGGGCUUGAGGAGGAGAAGAUGAAGAAGAACUAUCUCCAAGAAGAGCUGGAGAAAGUCAAAGCUUCUUAUCACGAGGUCUGCCAAAGUCAUACAACCAACCACGAGAAGUUGAAAACCGAGCUCGAGGAGGAGAAGAAGAAGAUGAACAAUCUCCAAGAAGAGCUGGAACCGCUCAAAGCUUCUUAUAAUGAGGUCUGUCAAAGUCAUUCAACCAACCAGGAGAAUUUCAAAAGUGAGCUCCAGGAGGAGAAGAAGAACAAGAACGUUCUCCAAGAAGAGCUGGAGAAAGUCAAAGCUUUUUAUCACGAGGUCUGCCAAAGUCAUACAACCACCCAGGAGAAGUUCAACAGCGAGCUCGAGGAGGAGAAGAAAAAGAAGAACUAUCUCCAAGAGGAGCUGGAGAAAGUCAAAGCUUUUUAUCACGAGGUCUGCCAAAGUCAUGCAAGCAACCAGAAGAAAAUGAAAACCAAGCUCCAGGAGGAGAAAAAGAAGAUGAACGAUCUCCAAGAAGAGCUGGAACCGCUCAAAGCUUCUUAUAAUGAGAUGUGUGAAAGUCAUAAAACCAACCAGGAGAAUUUCAAAAGCGAGCUCCAGGAGGAAAAGAAGAACAAGAAUGUUCUCCAAGAAGAGCUGGAGAAAGUCAAAGCUUUUUAUCACGAGGUCUGCCAAAGUCAUAAAACCAACCAGGAGAAGUUGAAAACCGACCUUAGGGAGGAGAAGAAGAAGAUGAACGAUCUCCAAGAAGAGCUGGAACCGCUCAAAGCUUCUUAUAAUGAGGUCUGUCAAAGUCAUACAACCAACCAGGAGAAUUUCAAAAGCGAGCUCCAGGAGGAGAAGAAAAACAAGAACGUUCUCCAAGAAGAGCUGGAGAAAGUCAAAGCUUUUUAUCACGAGGUCUGCCAAAGUCAUAAAACCAACCAGGAGAAGUUGAAAACCGACCUUAGGGAGGAGAAGAAGAAGAUGAACGAUCUCCAAGAAGAGCUGGAACCGCUCAAAGCUUCUUAUAAUGAGGUCUGUCAAAGUCAUACAACCAACCAGGAGAAUUUCAAAAGCGAGCUCCAGGAGGAGAAGAAUAACAAGAACAUUCUACGAGAAGAGCUUAAAAAUCUCAAAGAUUCUCAUCACAAGGUCUGCCAAAUUCAUACAACCACCCAGGAGAAGUUCAACACCGAGCUCGAGGAGGAGAAGAAGAAGAAGAACUAUCUCCAAGAAGUGCUGGAGAAGCUCAAAGCUUUUUAUCACGAGGUCUACCAAAGUCAUACAACCAACCAGGAGAAGUUGAAAACCGAGCUCGAGGAGGAGAAGAAGAAGAUGAACAUGCUCCAAGAAGAGCUGAAAAAUCUCAAAGCUUCUCAUCACGAGGUCUCCCAAAGUUAUAAAACCAACCAGGAGAAGUUGAAAACCGAGCUCCAGGAGGAGAAGAAGAAGAUGAACCAUCUCCAAGAAGAGCUGAAGAAGCUCAAAGCUUCUUAUAUUGAGGUCUGUCAAAGUCAUACAACAAACCAGGAGAAUUUCAACAGCGACCUCCAGGAGGAGAAAAAGAAGAAGAACGAUCUCGAAGAAGAGCUGAAGAAGCUCAAAGCUUCUUUUCACAAGGUCUGUCAAAGUCAUACAACAAACCAGGAGAAUUUCAACAGCGAGCUCCAGGAGGAGAAGAAGAAGAAGAACUGUCUCCAAGAAGAUCUGGAGAAGCUCAAAGCUUUUUAUCACGAGAUCUGCCAAAGUCAUACAAGCAACCAGGAGAAUUUCAACAGCGAGCUCCAGGAGGAGAAGAAGAACAAGAACGUUCUCCAAGAAGAGCUGAAAAAUCUCAAAGCUUCUCAUCACAGGGAGAAAAUGAAAACCGAGCUCCAGGAGGAGAAGAAGAAGAUGAACGAUCUCCAAGAAGAGCUGGAGAAGCUCAAAGCUUCUUAUAAUGAGGUCUGCCAAAGUCAUACAACCAACCAGGAGAAUUUCAACAGCGACCUCCAGGGGGAGAAAAAGAAGAAGAACUAUUUCCAAGAAGAGCUGGACAAGCUCAAAGCUUCUUAUCACGAGGUCUGCCAAAGUCAUACAACCAACCAGGAGGAGUUCCACAUCGAGCUCCAGGAGGCGAAGAAGAACAGUAACAUUCUCCAAGAUGAGCUGAAAAAUCUCAAAGCUUCUCAUCACGAGGUCUGCCAAAGUCAUACAACCAACAAUGAGAAGUUCAACAUCCAGCCACAGGAGGAAUUGAAGAAGAAGAAGAAGUAUGUUCUCGAGGAGGACCUGGAGAAGCUCCAAUCUUCUUUUCACAAGAUCUGCCAAAGUCAUUCAACCAACCAGGAGAAGCUCCACACCGAGUUCCAGGAGGAAAAGAAAAAGAACAGCGUUCUCCAAGAAGACCUGAAGAAGCUCAAGGCUUCUUAUCACAAGGUCUGCCAACGUCAAACAACCAACCAGGAAAAGUUCAACACCGAGCUCCAGGAGGAGAAGAAGAAGAAGAAUGUUCUCAAAGAUGAGCUGAAGAAGCUCAAAGCUUCUUAUCACAAGGUCUGCCAAAGCUAUACAACCGACCAGGAGAAGUUCAACACCGAGCUCCAGGAGGAGAAGAAGAAGAAGAACAUUCUCCAAGAUGAGCUGAAGAAACUAAAUUCUUCUCUUCAAAAGAUCGCCCAAAGUCAUACAACCAACCGGGAGAAGUUCAACACCGAACUCCAGGAGGAGAAGAAGAAGAAGAACGUUCUCCAAGAAGACCUGAAGAAACUUAAUUCUUCUUAUCAAAAGGUCUGCCAAAGUCACACAACCAACUGGGAGAAGUUAAUCACUGAGCUCCAGGAGGAGAAGAAGAAGAAGAACGUUCUCCAAGCAGAGCUGAAGAAUCUCAAAGCUUCUUAUCACGAGGUCUGCCAAAGUCGUACAACCAACCAGGAGAAGUUCAACAGCGAGCUUUGCGAGGAGAAGAAGAAAUAUAAUGUUGCCCUAAAAAAGCUGGAGAAGCUCAGGGUUACUCAUGAUGAGGUCUUCCAAAGAUAUAAUCCUUGUGUUUCCAGAAUUGAACUCAGUGAGGACGUGUCUGUUUCCAAUGUUCUCCCUGAUCCCAAGCCCAAGGAGACGGGGCUGCCUGAGGAGACAGAGAAACCAAAGAAUGCUUCAUCGUGGAAGAGAGUCCGCCACCUUGUGGGGUUGUGA
Molecule: messenger RNA, 5613 nt
Organism: Limanda limanda (common dab)
Lineage: Eukaryota; Metazoa; Chordata; Actinopteri; Pleuronectiformes; Pleuronectidae
Product: trichohyalin-like
Exons: 7
Coding region: 1-5613 (1870 amino acids)
Molecular function (GO): guanyl-nucleotide exchange factor activity
Source: RefSeq, a predicted model, not a curated record